Molecule: messenger RNA, 3329 nt
Organism: Scleropages formosus (Asian bonytongue)
Lineage: Eukaryota; Metazoa; Chordata; Actinopteri; Osteoglossiformes; Osteoglossidae
Gene: tex11
Product: testis expressed 11
Exons: 28
Coding region: 64-2847 (927 amino acids)
Biological process (GO): male meiosis chromosome segregation; meiotic cell cycle; reciprocal meiotic recombination
Cellular component (GO): central element
Molecular function (GO): protein binding
Source: RefSeq, a predicted model, not a curated record
GGACGGUUACUGACUUUUCGUGAGAAAAUUUGCCUCAGAGUUUGUUCAGUCGACGAUUCAGUUAUGCUAAACAGGUUAGCCGCCAGUCCUACUUAUAACUGUUUUUCCCAACGUUUAGACGCCACAGAAAAACUGUUGCAGAAACAAAAUGAUAGAAAUGUGGAUGAAAUAAUUGAAAAUCUCUUCAGUGACGCUUCAAGCUUGGAUGCUUCCUCCCUGACUGAGGCUGCAGCCCCACAGGUGGAAGAAAAUGCCAUCCAGCUGUGGAACUGGGCCGUGACAAAACACGUGGGUUCGGCAAUAAAUGAGCAACAAAAAGCAAAAGUUCGUCAUGUGGCAUGCAGAUUGCUGUAUGCCUGCGAGCCUCAAGAGCCCUCAGAAAGCACACUUCGGAAACAGGUCUUGAUGGCCACCAAGGCUGGUAGAACAUGGCUGGACUGCAAAAAUCCUGUGCUGGCUAAUGAUUUUCUCAACCUUGCUGCAAAGAGCAUGGAGACCUUGUACAAUAGACUCACAAAUCGUGGCAAUGGAAAGAUGGACAUCAACAUCCCAAAAGGAGAAGUGGAAAAGGAUCUUUUUCGAGUACUGACAUACCAGGCUGAAUCAGCUGUGGUCCAGGGUUGUCACCACGAGGCAGUCUUGAAGGUUCAGCGCUGCAAAGACAUGCUGAUGCGUCUCCCAAAGGAGACUGGUUACCUUUGUCUUCUGUGUUACAACUUUGGAGUGGACACCUACAACCUGAAAAAAUAUGAAGAAAGCUCAUUUUGGCUGAGCCAGAGUUAUGACAUUGGGAAGAUGAAUGAGAAAUACUCCCCUGGUGCUUCAGUAUUAGCCAAAGUUUUGAGGCUUCUUGCAACUGUCUAUAUGGAGUGGGAUUGUCAGCAGUACCAAGACAAGGCAUUACAUGCUGUGACCUUAGCUAACAAGGAAAGUCUGCAGCCAUCUGGACUGUACCUAAAAACUCGUAUCUUAUUGAACUCCAGGGCCCUGGAUGAACAUAUCAAAGCUGUGCUAUCGGAGAUAUUUGAUGCCAAGAUUCCUCUUGAAGUCUGUCUGUGCAUGGUGAAGUUGCUGAUGAGUGAGAACAGAGAAGCCCUGGCCUUUGAGUUCCUGAAAAAGGCAUGCCAGCACUUUGAGUCUAGCCCUGAGGUGGGCUCUGCCCUAGUACUGCACAUUGAGUUGCUGCUGCAGAAAGGCAAGGAGCUGCUGGGGAAGCAGAAGAUUGAGGAUGCCAUAGCAGGACACUACACAGGUAAACCACUGUCCUCUCAGACCCUUUGUCAUCUGCAUCUUCUGCUGUGGGACAGAGCUUCCAAACAUUUUGAGGCCAAGAAUUAUACAGAGGCCCUGCAAUGGUACAACUACUCUUUGAGUUUCUUCCCAGCGGGCCAGAUGGAUCAGAACCUAGCCAAGCUACAGCGGAACCGGGCUUUGUGCUUUCUGCAGCUUCAACAGUUGGAGAAGGCCAAGGAAGCCAUAAAGGAUGCUGAGAGAUGUGAUCCUGACAGCAUCUUUACACAGUUCAGUAUUUACAAAAUUUCAGUUCGGGAAAAAGAUGUGGAGAGAGCAAUGGAGGCUGUGAAGAAGAUGGGGAAGUUAGCAGCUAGCCCCCUGGGGAGUGAAGACAAGAUCAUGGCAGGCCCAAACGCUGCCUCCAGUGUUCUCAGUCUAGCUGCGCAGAUGGCUUUGGAGCACGAGCAGCAAGAUGUGGCUGUGAAGGCACUGGAGAGCCUCUGUGAACACUCACAGGAUGCAGCGCAGGUCCUCACUGCACUGCGGUGUUUAGUUCGAAUUGUGCUUUCUGCAACUGAAACAGCGGCAGAAGAAAAGAGAAAUGAAAAUUUUGAUGUUCUUUUAUCAUAUCUGAAGAUGGCUCUGCACAGGUUGACAAUGGUCAUCACAGAGCCUGGCAUGGAACAGGGGAAGCGUUCAGAAGAGGCUGGCUGGUUCAGGAAAAUAGCAUGGAACUUGGCUCUGCAGUCUGAGAGCAGUCCUGUCAGGAUGAGGGAUUUCUUUCUGCUCUCCUACCAGCUGUCACAGUUCUGCCCGCCUGAUCAAGCUGUACUCAUGGGGCAGAAGACCUGCCUGCUCAUGGCUGCUGCUGUCUGCCUAGAGCUUCACAGGAAGUCUGUGCAAUCAGCACCACAGGCAGAGCAUCUGACCCAGGCCUUGGAGUACAUUCAAAUGUGUAGAGAAGUUUGGAAAGCACUCAGAGCUACAGGUGACUUCUCUAGAGACCCCACAGAAACCUUGCUGUUCCUGUAUGAGUUUGAGGCUCGUGCAAAGCUUAAUGAUCCUGACCUGGAGGAUUUGCUGGAGACUGUACUAGGAAUGGAGGAUGUUGAAACAAAGACUCUGGAAACGAUUGCAGCCCUAGCCAUGGAGCCUCCAGCCCACUAUCCACUGCUGUGUAAAAAAGUCUUGAGGAUUGCCUUGUUUCUGCACAAGAAGAAGCCACAGCCUGACCUGACCCAGUGUAGACAGUGCAUACACAGCCUGAUCGAGCUGUCUCUACCCAGUGGUGUGUCAGAGGUAGAGCCACACGUGCUGGAGGAAGUGUGGGGCUACUACGAGGAGGCUUUCUCUCUCAUUGAGGCACAGCCCAGCCAGGGGAACUUUCCAGAGAUAGAGACAGUGUGGUUGCUGACCCGGGCCUGGAACACAGGGAUCCUGCUGUACAGCCUGGCCCAAUACCCUGAGGCUGAAAGGUGGUGUGGCUUGAGCAUGAGCUUCCUCCGCCACCUCCACUCCCUGAGGGAGAGCUACCAGACAAAGAUGUCAGGUCUCUACGGGGAGGUUCUGGACAAGCUGGACAAAGCAAAGAAGAACCUGUUCAUAGAGGAGUGACUUCUGGCCAGUCUCACUAUCUGUAUGUGGAAGUCCCUAGAGUUUCAAAAAGUUGAAAGUUCAUAUUAUGUUUCUAUGUUCUUGUGAUAAAACUGUACCAUGAAAUCUUUCAAUUUAAUGUAUUCUGAAGCAGUAGCUUUAAUUUGGAUGCACGCUAGGUUUAAAAGUACUUAUUAGUUUUGGAAGAAAGCCAUUUUCCACCAAUACAUCUUUGAGGCAUUUAUCUUAGACAACAAUGGCUGCAUGUGUUUAACUUGGUCUGAGCAGUUCUUUACCCAGUAUUCAAUUCAGAUUUUUUUUUUUUUUUUUUUUUUAAAGAGAAAAACAUAAAACUAAUUUUCCUAGCAAUAAUUAAACACAUUAGGGUAGUAGGGUAACUAGCUGUUAUAGUAGUGGAAGUUGGGGCCAUCCUGUCUGCUAUAAAACUCUUAUUAGGGUUUAAAUAACAGCAUCACAACUUUAUCAAAAAAAAUGAAUAAAAA